UCUAGAAAUAAAUUUUAUAUUUUAUUAGUAUUUAUGAAUUAAAAACCCCAACUUAAAAACUUAUUUUUUAUUGGUGUUUGAACAAUGUCCUUUUCCAUUUGGUGGAUAUUUACUUACUAUUUCAGACCAUUAAUAAAGUGGUUUCUUAGGAAGACUACAGGUUUAUGCGAAUUACAACGAAUCUGCUAUGGAACAGUGAGCGGUGCUCCUAGAAUAAACGGUGUUGAACAUUCGUUAAAUUCGUCUCGUUCUAAACAAAUUAAGCAACUGGUAGAUCACUUGAACGAUAUAGCGGAAAACAGGAGAUUUACUGGAGCAAACGAAAGAGAAAUCUUAAAAGGAGCGGUUAGUACGGUGCUUAUAGUGAAAAAAAUUAAUCCGAAAAUUCACUACCAGUUCGUCAGCGCCUUUGGAAAAUGUGUCGAACAGAUAUGGGGUUACAAACAGUUAAUAUCCGAAGUUGAAGAAUUAAGACAAACUUUAUUUGAUAGCGACGAUUUUAGCCAUGAAAGGAGGCUUUAUGAUCUAUGGGAUUCGUUAAUGCCCGAUGAAAAACUAGAAAGUAGAGUUACGAGGCAAUGGCAGAUUAUUGGAUUUCAAGGUGACGAUCCGAAAACAGAUUUCAGAGGGAUGGGGUUAUUAGGUCUGGAAAACUUGUUAUAUUUUUCUACCGAAUAUAAAUCUUCUGCCCACCAUGUACUAUCUCACUCCUUCCAUCCUACGUAUGGGUAUUGUUUUGCUAUUGUCGGAAUCAAUCUCACCUCUAUGGCGUGGUCACUGUUGCGCGAUGGUAGUGCUAAAACUUAUUUUUAUAACACCUCAAAAAGUUUACCCACCAUAAGACUGUUUCAUUCGUUUUAUAGUUACUUAUUCUACGAGUUUGAUAGGUUCUGGGUAGAAUCUAAACCAAGAGACAUAAUGGAAUUUUCGAAUGUUAAAAAUAAGUUUGAACAGAAAAUUAGAACUUUAUUGCAAAAUCCUAGGACUGAAUUUAGGAUAUCUUUAUCAGUGCAAAAUGUAUAGAUUUUAAAUUUAUUAUUGAUACAUUAAUUUAUUUUUUUAUGUGCAGUAAACUAGUUUUGUGCAUAGUCUAAAUUAUUACAAUUAUUUAAUUAAUUAUAGUUUAUAUAAAUAUAUUCAGUUAAUGAAUGAUUUGUAAUACUGUGCUUGUAGAAGUAUUAUGAAAUGCUUUUAAAAAUAUUUUUUUUGAAUUAAUUAUUUAGAUUGGUAAUAUUUUACAUAGUAAUUAGCUUUAUAAUGUUUUUUUAUUUUAUUAGUGUAAAAAAAAUAAUAUAUACUUGGACUCUUAAAAAAU
This is a messenger RNA of Sitophilus oryzae (rice weevil), 1315 nucleotides long. RefSeq names its product ELMO domain-containing protein 2. The transcript has 3 exons. Gene Ontology annotation, molecular function: GTPase activator activity. Lineage: Eukaryota; Metazoa; Arthropoda; Insecta; Coleoptera; Curculionidae. The record is from RefSeq and is a predicted model, not a curated record. The coding region runs from base 85 to 1023 and encodes 312 amino acids.